AUGCCGGUAGUUACAUGUUGUGUGGAAUUCUGUGCGGUGGGUAUCCCACUGAUCGUCAGUUCGUUUGUGAUGAUAGCUGCCUUUGCUCUUCAUCUGUGUGGAGCUGUCGCCCCUGCCUGGUUCGACUUUACGUAUACCUCGUCAGGAACGAGCGGGUAUCAGGGGCUGUGGAGUCAUUGUACCAUCGUCAGCAACAACAUAUGCUGUGGUACCGUCAGCAACUACUACAGCACUAACGGAGGGGUCCCAGACUGGCUGACGGCGUCCCAGUACAUUGUCGCAAUAUCGCUGUGUACCGGUGCUGCCUCCAUUGUCCUGGUCUUUGUAGCCUCCUGCUGUGCAUCUAAGACGAUCGCCAUCCCUGCUGUUGCCACCACCAUUUUGACAAAGAUGGACAUGAAACUGACCAAUCAGAAUGCAGAGAUCCUUCGGUCAGUCUGUUUAGAUUUUGGUAUCACUGCCCAGCUCUUCACUCAGAGCUUGGACGAAGAAUAA
Molecule: messenger RNA, 495 nt
Organism: Ylistrum balloti
Lineage: Eukaryota; Metazoa; Mollusca; Bivalvia; Pectinida; Pectinidae
Exons: 3
Coding region: 1-495 (164 amino acids)
Source: RefSeq, a predicted model, not a curated record